ACUCAGUACAAAAGGAGGAGGAAUGUCGGGAAGUCGUUGAAAAUUCAAAAAGGUUGCCAAUUUUAUUUUUGCGAUUUUAUCCCUUGUAAAUCAUACAAAUGUAUAGUUGUUGUAAGGCACGACGUUUGGCACGUAUGAUUGAUACACUAGCGCUGUGUGGUAUUGUGGAGGCAGCUAAAAGUGUCUAUGAUAUCGACUCUAUACACAGAAAGCAAAAGCUUUGGUGCCCCUCACAUCGACGAUGUCAGCUUGCAUUCCGGCAACAGUACACUUCCUGCUCAAAAUGGCUUCCACUAGAUUCGUCUAGGCUUAGAAUUGCUGAAUGAGCAAAGUUAAGUUGGCAGCAACACAGAAAAGGCUGCGAUGCCUCAAACACUACCGUUGGGUUUUUGGAACUAGAGAUCUGACUUACCAAUGUGGAGCAUCCAACUAAUUUGAGCACACUGUCUAAAAUUACAACAUAAAGCAGGCGAACUUGAUUGCUUGCAUAUUACAAUUUCUAACUUAAAUUAGUCGUCAAGAAGACAAAUGCCGUCAAUAGUAGCAUCAAAAGCAGCAGACUUGAUUUUUGCGACAGCUACCAGCAGCGGCUUUUCACCAGCAUCAAACGUCACAGUAGCUGCACGUCGGUGACGCGAUUGCAAAAGCUAGUCUCACAAAAGCAGCAACCAGGAUAGUUGCUAGGAUUUGAUUUCAACAAAUUUAGAAACUUACCAAUAAAAAAGGACCUGGUUAUGCGUCCAGAGCUGACGUUAUCCUUGUAAGUAACACAGAUAGAA
This is a messenger RNA of Plasmopara halstedii, 779 nucleotides long. RefSeq lists its product as uncharacterized. The coding region runs from base 99 to 326 and encodes 75 amino acids. NCBI's taxonomy places the organism in Eukaryota, Oomycota, Peronosporomycetes, Peronosporales, Peronosporaceae. The transcript has a single exon. The record is from RefSeq and is a predicted model, not a curated record.